AUGCCACCAAUGAUGAAAAGCACAGCGCGACGUGGCAUGGGUUGUGCCGUUUGUAAGAAACGCAAGAUCAAGGUACGUAACCGGUGGUCUGGCUGGGCAUGUCCAGGGCCCAAGGACCAGACCAAAGUCGAUGUCGUUUUCCUCUAUCCUAGAAUAUCAACCAAGCCCGACAGCGCCGGAACUUCUCUACGCAUCCAACAUGGAAGGCGAUUCAGCUUGGGGUCUAGCAAUCGCCUAAUCACCUUAUCGUCGCCACUCUCUGACCGUGCAAUGUGUUUCUUCCUUUAUCAUUACGUCCUCGGGAAUACACUCUGGUCCGAUAAGAAUUUCCCACAGGGAGUGCUUCAGUAUCUUCCUUGUCUGCUUCGACAUGAGGGACCUACGGGGCUUCUUAACACCAUCAUCUGUGCCUCAGGACAUGCGGCCUUGUCAAAUUCUCGAGCUUCGGGUCCGCUGAAGGAGGAAGCAUACCGCCUCUACGGCAAAUCUAUCCGGCAAUUGCAGACAGAUCUUCAGGAUCCAAAAAAAGUGAAAUCAGAUGCAACAUUGGCGGCAAUUCUUCUUAUGGGUACCUUUGAGGUUAUUGCAAAUACGAAUCUUCGUGCCAUGGGCUCGUAUACUAACCACAUUUUUGCUGCUGGACAUUGUGCAAUAAUAUGCCAUCAAUUACAGGAGCCUAUGCCACAUGCGCUAGAAGAGUGGUCUCGGUGGUCAGAUCCUACAGGAAAGAAUGAUGAGUCUUUGCUCAACCGCUUCACUGAGCUGAAUGGGCGCCUCGCGGCUGCUCGAGCAAGCAUUAAGCGAUCCAAAAUACGCGACCCAAAAGAGAUAGCUCGGCUGCUUCUUCCGAUAGAUCAUAUGCUUGAAGACUGGAGCCUUGGGUUACCUGACUCAUGGCAAAUAAAAUCUUACAGACUGCUUGACGGAAAUACUAGUUCCAAAACAGUUUAUGAAAACGAGUAUCACACCUACGAAGGUAUGUGGGUUGCGUCUACCUGGAACAACUUGAGGAUGAUUCGUAUUACGAUUCAUGAGACAGUAAUGAUUGCGACAAGAAAAUGUGGCUUGGAAAUGGAUCAAAAGUCUGCCCAGCACUCGAUGCGAGUCUUGAAAAGGCUAGCAAACGACAUUUGCUACAGUAUUCCUUAUGUCUUGGGGUAUCGCGGAAUUGGAUCACAAUCUAGCCCUGGGUCUAAUACAGGAGAUGGAAAAACCAGUGGGCUGCCUGCACCUGGGGGCUACUUGCUACUAUGGCCUCUGUUUCACGCCGGUUCCUCAACAGCGGUUGCAUCCAGCCAGAAAAGUUGGAUUGCAAAUAUGCUGCGCGAUAUUGGGUCUUAUAUGGGCAUCCAACUUGCCAAUUCAAUGGCAAGCAGAGUAGAAGAUCAGGAGGUUUCAUAUGCUAAGAACAUGUGCUGGCUACUUGGAGACUUCUAUCCGUGCGAGUAG
Trichoderma harzianum CBS 226.95 is the source of this 1449-nucleotide messenger RNA. RefSeq lists its product as hypothetical. The transcript is spliced from 4 exons. NCBI's taxonomy places the organism in Eukaryota, Fungi, Ascomycota, Sordariomycetes, Hypocreales, Hypocreaceae. The coding region runs from base 1 to 1449 and encodes 482 amino acids. The record is from RefSeq and is a predicted model, not a curated record.